Ramularia collo-cygni is the source of this 897-nucleotide messenger RNA. Its product is annotated as related to opsin-1. Lineage: Eukaryota; Fungi; Ascomycota; Dothideomycetes; Mycosphaerellales; Mycosphaerellaceae. Gene Ontology annotation, molecular function: monoatomic ion channel activity. Gene Ontology annotation, biological process: monoatomic ion transport. The coding region runs from base 1 to 897 and encodes 298 amino acids. The record is from RefSeq and is a predicted model, not a curated record. The transcript is spliced from 5 exons. Gene Ontology annotation, cellular component: plasma membrane; endoplasmic reticulum.
AUGAUCGAUCCAGUUCAGGCAUUCGCCGCUGCGGCUUCGCACGCACCUCWCCCGACUGUUGUCCCAGUCCCAUCCAUCGAGUACCAGGAUGCCACCGAGACUGGCAUGCGUACCCUUUGGGUCGUUUUCGUGGUCAUGCUUGUGUCCUCGCUCGUCUUCACCGUCAUGGGAUGGAGCGUCCCAAUGUCCAAGCGUCUGUUCCACGUCAUCACCACCAUGAUCACCGUUUUCGCGACCCUCUCCUACUUCGCCAUGGCCAGCGGCCACGGUAUCAGCUACCACCGCACCACCGUCCGCGAGUCCCACAAGCACGUCCCAGACACGACCUCCGAGGUCUACCGCCAGGUCUACUGGGCUCGUUACGUCGACUGGACUCUGACCACCCCACUCUUGCUCUUGGAUCUCGCUCUCCUUGCUGGCAUGAACGGUGGCAGCAUCUUCGUCACCAUCAUCGCUGAUGUUAUCAUGGUCCUGACUGGUCUCUUCGCUGCCUUUGGCUCCGAGGGUACUCCUCAGAAGUGGGGCUGGUACACCAUUGCCUGCAUUGCCUACCUUGUGGUUGUCUGGCAGCUCGUCGUCUCCGGACGCAAGACCGCUUCCGCUCGCGGUGGCAAGGUCGGCAACUUCUACGCUGCCAUUGGUCUCUUCACCCUCGUCCUCUGGACCGCCUACCCAAUUGUCUGGGGUGUUGCUGACGGUAGCCGCAAGGCCAACGUCGACGAGGAGAUCAUUGCCUACGCUGUCCUUGACAUCCUCGCCAAGCCAGUCUUCGGUGCUUGGUUGUUGUUCACCCACCAGCGUACCUCUGAGAUGAGCGUCGACCUCGGCGGCUUCUGGUCGCACGGUCUCUCCAACGAGGGCGCCAUCCGUGUUGGUGACGACGAUGAGGGUGCUUAA